ACAGACGUUUUGGUGGGGUGUUGAGGGCUGAGGGUUUAAGGGUAGCGCGCCAUGGGGAGUGACAGCUCGUCGGAAGACGAGGACGAAGAGCACAAAGCUCGAAUGCGCAGCGUGGCAAUCGAUUCCUCUGCGGUCAUAAACAUCGCUGCUGGGCGUGGUGCAGACAACAGCACUGCCAAGCUCGGAUCCAAACGGAAGAAAAAACCCGACGGCGAAGAAGAUUUCGAUGAGGACGGGGGCUUGAAAUUUGCUCAAAUUAGGGUGCAAGAUCUUCUCCAUAAGCACCUUGAUAAGAGUAUUGGGGCAAGUUUUGUGGAUGUGGCAUCCGAGCCCAUCGCUGUCGCCGGAACUGAUGAGAACGAUGAUUUUGACAGUGAAGUUCGUCUCUUCAGUAGAGCUCCUCUGGGCAUCAACUUGAAGCGCCCAGAGCGGCCGAAGCAGACGAGUCGUCCUAAACGAUACGACAGUAGUGACGAAGAUGAAACGGAGAAAGUGUCUCGACUGCAAGCUGCAGCUGUCGAUGGCUCAUUUGUGUUGACUCAAGCUGAGAAAGCUGUAGCCAAAGCUCGAGCUAGAGCUAUCAAAGCAGUUGAAGCUGCCGAGAAGGCAGAGAAGGAAGAGCAGGAGAGAGUGGCGAAGCUUAGAAAAGAACGAGGAGAGGAGUGGCUUCCAAAAAUUGCAUCCGAAUUGAGGGGGACAAAAGGCGUAGUACCAAGCAGCAAAGGACAAAUAGGAAGAGUUAUGGACGUUUAGUUUACAACUCGGGUACAAGGUGCUGAUACAAGAAAUCCAUAGAAAUAGAAAUCCAAGGAAGUAGACGAGUAUGUUCAGAAACCUUCAAGAACUCAAAGCUUGAAACUUUAAAAGAAAGCAUCAAUACCUAUCUUUGCUGGAUUCAGGAAGGAUAUAUAUCGGGAGCAAAUGAAAGUGACCCAGUGAAAGUCGAAUUAGAGGCGACUGACAAUCAUUAAAUUUCAGUUGAUUUAUAUGUACAUUAAAAGAAGUUGGCUCUUUACAUGUAGAGGUGCUCUUGGGAACUGAAGAUCUUGCAGAAUGGAAUGUGCCUCAUACAAUAUUGGAGUAGAAUGAACUAAUGGUUUUCGGCUCCGGACAUAUAUUACUCCACCGACAUUAGUAAAGAACACCUUCAUGCAGCUUUGGAGCUAAGUUUCAUUCUGCUACCAGCUAGAACGUUCCAACGACUCCCGGACUUAUCUCUAAUCCUAUAACUAAUUCUAACCUUGCUCGAUCAGUCCUCUCAGUAACGGAAGCACUCGUUGGAGUGUACCUGCUGUAUGACGACAUGAGCAAUUGCAUGCUGUUGACUACAGGAGGUCACUCAUCCACUGUUGGUCAUCAGGAUACUUGCUGCGAAGCCGCUUGUAUCUACAAGUAGUUCGUCGAAAAUCUCCGACCUUGCUAGUUUUGGGCGGACAUAACUGACUUCAAGACUCUUUGGCAGCUAGUGAUCUUCAUAGCGGAUGAGCG
Molecule: messenger RNA, 1488 nt
Organism: Marchantia polymorpha subsp. ruderalis
Lineage: Eukaryota; Viridiplantae; Streptophyta; Marchantiopsida; Marchantiales; Marchantiaceae
Source: the annotation of a GenBank genome assembly